Aspergillus puulaauensis is the source of this 603-nucleotide messenger RNA. RefSeq names its product putative membrane protein. Gene Ontology annotation, cellular component: endoplasmic reticulum membrane. Gene Ontology annotation, biological process: fatty acid elongation; sphingolipid biosynthetic process; very long-chain fatty acid biosynthetic process. Bases 1 to 603 code for a protein of 200 amino acids. The record is from RefSeq and is a predicted model, not a curated record. Gene Ontology annotation, molecular function: 3-hydroxyacyl-CoA dehydratase activity. NCBI's taxonomy places the organism in Eukaryota, Fungi, Ascomycota, Eurotiomycetes, Eurotiales, Aspergillaceae. The transcript is spliced from 3 exons.
AUGCCUUCGCCCCAGUCUCCCGCCGUCAAAGGCUAUCUGGUUCUAUACAACUCCGUCAACGCCUUCCUCUGGCUCCGCAUCCUCCUCACCAUACUCACCUCCCACUCCGAUCCCGCACUAUACGCCACCCUCGAGCCACAAGCCAGAUGGGUGCAGACUCUCGCUGUGGUAGAAAUCCUACACGCUGCAACUAGCAUAACCCGAUCCCCCGUCUUCACGACCUUCACCCAGAUCUUCGCUCGUAGCGUGCAAGUCUGGGCAAUCAACUAUGCAUUCCCAUCCGUGACGGCAGUGUCGCCCGCUUACCCGGCUAUGCUCUUUGCUUGGUCUACUGCCGACGCUGUGCGGUAUUCUUACUUCGCGGUCAUGUUGGCGGGGUUCCCUGUCCCGCGAGGCUUGAAGUGGUUGAGAUACUCCCUCUUCAUUAUCCUCUACCCCAUUGGGAUCGCGACGGAGUGGUGGCUCAUGUAUCGGGCUACUACGGUCACGACGAACUGGCUUGUCGCGGGCAUCUUCUACUUCUUUCUUGGGCUGUAUGCGCCAGGCUCUGUUAUGAUGUAUUCGUAUAUGCUUAAACAGAGGCGGAAGACGCUUGCAAAAUAG